UACCUCUAAUUCUAGGAAGCACGUAAGUGGUGCAGAUCUAUUAUUCCUACUCAUAAUCCCAGAGAAGCCCAUAACAAGCCAGUAAUGGCUGCUCUGCAGAGGCGCCGGCACCGCAGCAAGCUGCUCCUGCCCUUCAUUCUCCUGGUUACGCUGUGGGGGGCCGGGGCCAGGCAGAUCCGCUACUCUAUCCCGGAGGAGCUGGAGAAAGGUUCCUUUGUGGGCAACAUCGCUAAGGAUCUAGGGCUGGAGGCUUGGGAGCUGGCGGAGCGCGGAGUCCGCAUCGUCUCCAGAGGUAGGACGCAGCUUUUCUCUCUGAACCCGCGGAGCGGCAGCUUGGUCACCGCGGGCAGGAUUGACCGGGAGGAGCUCUGCGCUCAGAGCGCGCGGUGUCUGGUGAGUUUUAACGUCCUGAUCGAAGAUAAACUGAAUCUUUAUCCUGUGGAAGUGGAAAUAGUGGACGUUAAUGACAAUACACCUCGGUUCUUAAGGGAAAAUUUGGAAGUGAAAAUUCUAGAAAACGCAGCUCCUUCUUCUCAUUUUCCACUAAUGGAAGUCUAUGACCCUGAUGUGGGAAUGAACUCUGUUCAGGGCUUCAAGCUCAGCAGUAAUAGUCACUUCUCAGUGGAGAUGCAAAGCGAAGUCCAUGGGCUCAAGUACCCGGAGCUGGUUCUGGAGCGCACCCUGGACCGGGAGGGAGAAGCCUUUCAUCACCUAGUACUCACUGCCAUGGAUGGCGGUGACCCUGUCCGCUCAGGGGUGGCAAAAAUUCUGGUAACUGUCCUAGAUGCGAAUGACAAUGCUCCGGUGUUUACGCAGCCUGUAUACCAUGUGAAUGUUCCUGAGAAUUUGCCAGUCGGUACACCGCUGUUGUUGGUAAAUGCCACCGACCGGGAUGAAGGAGUUCACGCAGAAGUAACGUAUUCCUUCGUGAAGAUCACGGAAAAGAUCUCACAGAUUUUCUGUUUGAAUGUUUUGACUGGAGAAAUUUCAACUUCUGCAAAUCUAGACUAUGAGGACUCAAGCUUUUAUGAACUGGAUGUUGAAGCCCGGGAUCAGCCAGGUCUUAGAGACAGAGCAAAAGUCUUAAUAACUGUCUUGGAUGUGAAUGACAAUGUGCCGGAAGUGGUCGUUACAUCUGGAAGCAGAACGAUUGCUGAAAGUGCGCCUCCAGGAACAGUAAUCGCUCUUUUUCAGGUGUAUGAUCGAGACUCUGGACCGAAUGGUCUAGUAAUGUGUUCCAUCUCAGAAAGUCUCCCAUUUGAACUGGAAAAAUCAGUAGACAAUUAUUAUCGAUUAGUGACAAAUACAGCCCUCGACCGGGAACAGGUAUCUUUGUACAACAUCACUGUGACAGCCACAGACAAAGGAAUGCCGCCUCUGUCUACAGAAACGCUCAUCUCCGUAAACGUGGCAGACACCAACGACAACCCACCCACCUUCUCCCACAUCUCCUACUCUGUCUACAUCCCUGAGAACAACCCCAGAGGUGCUUCCAUCUUCUCCGUGAAUGCACUGGACCCUGACAGCGACGAGAACGCCCAAAUCACCUACUCCCUGGCUGAAGACACCCUCCAGGCGGCGCCUCUGUCCUCCUAUAUCUCCAUCAAUUCCAACACCGGUAUUCUGUAUGCGCUGCGCUCCUUUGAUUAUGAGCAGUUUAGAGACCUGCAGCUGUGGGUGACAGCCAGCGACAGCGGGGACCCUCCACUCAGCAGCAACGUAUCGCUGAACCUGUUCGUGAUGGACCAGAAUGACAAUGUGCCUGAGAUCCUGUACCCCACCUUCCCAGCUGAUGGCUCCACUGGUGUGGAGCUUGCGCCCCGCUCAGCAGAGCCUGGCUACCUCGUGACCAAGGUGGUGGCAGUGGACAGAGACUCAGGCCAGAACGCCUGGCUGUCCUACCGCCUGCUCAAGGCCAGCGAGCCUGGGCUCUUCGUGGUGGGGCUGCACACGGGCGAGGUGCGCACAGCGCGGGCCCUGCUGGACAGAGAUGCGCUCAAGCAGAGUCUCGUGGUGGCCGUCCAGGACCACGGCCAACCCCCUCUCUCGGCCACCGUUACGCUCACCGUGGCUGUGGCUGACAGCAUCCCAGACGUCCUGGCCGAUCUGGACAGUCUUGAGGUCCCACGCGACUCUGUUGCUUCAGGUCUCACACUUUACCUGGUGGUGGCGGUGGCAGCCGUCUCCUGCGUCUUCCUCACCUUCGUCAUGAUGCUGCUGGCGCUCAGGCUACGGCGCUGGCACAAGUCACGCUUACUCCAGGCUGCGGGAGACAGAUUUGUGGGCGUAACAGCCUCUCACUUUGUGGGCGUGGACAGGAUGCCAGCUUUCCUGCAGACCAAUUCCCAUGAGGUCUGCCUCACCGGGGACUCAGGGAAGAGCCACAUCAUCUUCCCUCAACCCAACUAUGCUGACACACUCAUCAGCCAAGAGGACUGUGAGAAAAGCGAGCCUCUUUUGAUACAGGAAUAUUUAGGUUUUUGUGAAGAGGAAGACUCCCUUGUUCAGGUGAGUAACUUAGUAAGGACUCUGAGUGCCGCUGUUCACUCACCGGGGGGAAAUGGUGCAAGCGAUCCGCCAGAGCCACCGAGUUUUACAGCACAGAUGAACGACAGAUUGAGACAAGCUCUGUUCCAAGCUGCGCCAAACUCAAGCCGCUAUCCUGCUGGAUUCUGGGGCUCCCCUUCCGAAUUCAGAGGGCUCCACGUGGACACACUGGCAUUCGGAAGCACAGUCUGGGACGGCUCAGUGUUUAGGAAGACCAGCACGACAACAAUGGCCUCUCAGCAGAGGGGCGGGAACUACAGAGGAUUCUUCCUGCUCUCCAUCCUCCUGGGGACCCGAUGGGAAGCCUGGGCAGGACACAUUCUCUACUCCGUGUCGGAGGAGACAGACAAAGGAUCUUUUGUGGGUAAUAUCGCCAAGGACCUGGGACUGGAACCCCGGGAUCUGGCGGAGCGCGGAGUCCGCAUCGUCUCCAGAGGUAGGACGCAGCUCUUCUCUCUGAACCCACGAAGUGGCAUCUUGGUCACAGCAGACAGGAUAGACCGGGAGGAGCUCUGCGCUCAGAGCACGCGGUGUCUGGUGAGCUUUAACAUCUUGAUGGAAGAUAAAAUGAAUCUUUACCCCGUAGAAGUGGAAAUAAUAGAUGUUAAUGAUAAUGCUCCUAGAUUCUUGACCGAAGAAAUAAACGUGAAAAUAAUGGAGAAUACAGCUCCUGGGGUGAGGUUUCCGUUAAACGAGGCUGGGGAUCCAGAUGUUGGCACGAACUCCCUCCAGAGAUACCAGCUCAGCCCCAAUCGCCACUUCUCCCUGGUUGUGCAAAGUGGAGAUGAUGGAAAUAAAUACCCGGAACUGGUGCUGGAGCGGGAGCUGGACAGGGAGGAAGAGGUGGUUCACCACCUGGUCCUCACAGCCUCUGACGGCGGCGACCCACCCCGAUCUGGCACCGCCCACAUCCAAGUAACAGUGGUGGAUGUGAAUGACAACGCGCCUGUCUUCUCUCUGCCUCAGUACCAAGUGACUGUCCCCGAGAACGUGCCGGUGGGCACAAGACUGCUCACAGUAAAUGCUAUCGACCUGGAUGAAGGAGUCAAUGGGGAAAUCACAUAUUCUUUUAGGAAAAUAACUCCAAAACUUCUACAGAUAUUCCACUUGAACUCCCUUACAGGAGAAUUGUCAAUUUUAGAAGGCUUAGAUUACGAAGAAUCCGGGUUCUAUGAAAUGGAAGUUCAGGCUCAGGACAGUCCUGGUAGUCUGACAAAGGCAAAAGUACUGAUCACAAUUUUAGAUGUGAAUGACAAUGUUCCAGAAGUGACUGUAACGUCUGUAAGCCGCUCCAUCCCUGAAGACACACCUCCUGGCACAGUAAUUGCUCUUUUCUACCUCCAAGACAGAGAUUCUGGGAAGAAUGGUGAAGUGACCUGCACUAUUCCAGAAAAUCUGCCUUUUAAAUUAGAAAGAUCAAUAGAUAAUUACUAUAGAUUGGUCACAGAGAAAAACCUGGACAGAGAAAAACUCUCUGUGUAUAACAUCACACUGAAAGCCACAGAUGGCGGUACUCCUCCCCUUUCCACAGAAACUCACAUCUCCGUGCACGUGGCGGACACCAACGACAACCCACCCACCUUCCCCCACUCCUCCUAUUCCAUCUAUAUCCCUGAGAACAACCUCAGAGGCGCCUCCAUCUUCUCGGUGACUGCAGAGGACCCUGACAGCGAUGAGAAUGCCCAGGUCACUUAUUCCUUGUCUGAGGACACCGUCCAGGGGGUGCCGGUGUCUUCCUAUGUCUCCAUCAACUCCGACACUGGCAUCUUGUAUGCAUUGCGCUCCUUUGACUAUGAGCAGUUCCGCAACUUACAACUAAGAGUGACUGCGCGUGACAGCGCGGACCCACCACUCAGCAGCAAUGUGUCACUGAGCCUAUUUGUAACAGACCAGAACGACAAUGCACCUGAGAUCCUGUACCCCACCCUUCCCAUUGAUGGUUCCACUGGCGUGGAGCUGGCUCCCCGCUCUGCAGAGCCUGGCUACUUGGUGACCAAGGUGGUGGCAGUGGACAGAGACUCAGGCCAGAACGCCUGGCUGUCCUACCGCCUGCUCAAGGCCAGUGAGCCUGGGCUGUUCACAGUGGGGCUGCACACAGGUGAGGUGCGCACGGCGAGGGCCCUGCUGGAGAGAGACGCGCUCAAGCAGAUCCUCGUGGUGGCCGUCCAGGACCACGGCCAGCCCCCUCUCUCGGCCACCGUCCCGCUCACCGUGGCUGUUGCCGACAGCAUCCCUGACAUCCUGGCUGACCUGGGAAGCAUCAAGACUCCCGCUGACCCCAACGGUUCAGACCUCACGCUGUACCUAGUGGUGGCUGUGGCCGCGGUCUCCUGUGUCUUCCUUUCUUUCAUCGUCGUGCUGCUGGCGCUCAGGCUCCGCGACAGCAUCCCUGACAUCCUGGCUGACCUGGGAAGCAUCAAGACUCCCGCUGACCCCAACGAUUCAGACCUCACGCUGUACCUAGUGGUGGCUGUGGCCGCGGUCUCCUGUGUCUUCCUUGCUUUCAUCGUCGUGCUGCUGGCGCUCAGGCUCCGGCGCUGGCACUCGUCGCGCAUGCGUCAGGCUGCCGGCGGUGGGUUAGUUGGCGUGCCCACCUCACACUUUGUGGGCGUGGACGGGGUGCGGGCUUUCCUGCAGACCUAUUCCCACGAGGUCUCCCUCACCGCGGACUCAGGGAAGAGUCACCUAAUCUUCCCUCAGCCCAACUACGCGGACACGCUCAUCAGCCAGGAGAGCUGUGAGAAAAGUGAUUCUUUGUUAACAUCUAUAGAUUUUCGUGAAUGUAAGGAUGACGCCCCAAGUAUUCAGGUUACCAAAAGUAGAACACACCUCAAGUCUCUAGCAGAGGAGACUUGA
Molecule: messenger RNA, 5403 nt
Organism: Galeopterus variegatus (Sunda flying lemur)
Lineage: Eukaryota; Metazoa; Chordata; Mammalia; Dermoptera; Cynocephalidae
Exons: 3
Coding region: 85-5403 (1772 amino acids)
Biological process (GO): homophilic cell-cell adhesion
Cellular component (GO): plasma membrane
Molecular function (GO): calcium ion binding
Source: RefSeq, a predicted model, not a curated record